Messenger RNA from Trachemys scripta elegans, 1412 nucleotides. RefSeq names its product C-type lectin domain family 1 member A-like. Lineage: Eukaryota; Metazoa; Chordata; Testudines; Emydidae. The transcript is spliced from 7 exons. The coding region runs from base 67 to 792 and encodes 241 amino acids. The record is from RefSeq and is a predicted model, not a curated record.
AGCUGCAGAACCUCAAAAGUGCUAUAAUUUUUUGACUUGAAAUAUAAGCUUCUCUCUUCACCAGCUAUGACAGAAGAAAUAACAUAUGCGGAUCUGGAAUUUAGUAAAUCUUAUGCACUGGAAAAUAUCCCAAAGCCUGCUGCUCCUGAGGAAAAAGCACUCCACUCUUCAUCCUCCACAUGGCGUCUGGUUGCCUUGACUUUCCUCAUACUGUGCUUGGCAUUGCUGCUAGGGAUGUUAGCCCUGGGGAUUGUGUUUUUUCAGGUUUCCAAUGAUUUCCAGAAACAAUUUGGGAACCUCAUGAGGAACCAGGAAACUCUGCAAACAAAUUUUUCAAAAAGGCUGCAAGACAUGAAAGAUCAUUUGUGUCUUAAAGGAGAGGAAAAUAAUGAGAAUAAUGGAUCCAGUUGUAUGCUCUGCCCUGCAAACUGGCAAUGGAUGGGAGGUGACACCUGUUUCUACAUAUCAACGCAGAAGAGGUCAUGGGAAGAGAGCCAGAGGUUCUGUUCCUUACAGAAUUCCACCUUUCUCAUGCUAAAACACAGGCAUAAGCUGAACCAUGUACCUCCAAGAGAGAAUACCCAAUAUUAUUGGAUUGGUUUACACAAAUCUGGAGAGAACAGCUGGUAUUGGACGGAUGGCUCAGCUCUUUUGACAAAGAAAGAAGAUUGGAUUGACUUGUAUCCAUCCUAUAAUUGUGGCUACCUAUAUAGAGAAAAAAUUUAUAAUGACUACUGCACAGAGAAGCACCUCUGGAUCUGUGAGAAAGCAGCUGUCAAACUAAGAGCAUGAAAUACAGUGAAACAUGUGAGCUGACAGUCUCCAGAUCCAUUCGUUUAGGUUUGCUGGAUUCUCACUGAAAGGCUCUCCUCUCUGAAAUGUACUGCCUCGCAGAUCCAACCGAGGGCUCCUCUUCACAGAUGUUGCACUGGUGUAUCUGGGGCAGAGUGGGCUGAUGUGGUGUCUUGCUGUCAAAAGUUGGGGUGGGUCUUAAAUGUAGAUUUCGGUUGAGUUUUGUACAAUUUGUAUUGUACUCUUUUUUUUUUUUUUUUUAAAUGUUGCAUACUUUAUCUCCUGUCGUGUUUUUGUUUGUUAUAUACUAGCACAUGUGGAUAAAUCAUUUUGAGGGCCUUUUCUGUAUUGUACAUGUUCUUUGAUCUUUGGUGAGGUGUCAUUUAAAAAUUUGAAUACAAAAUAUCUUUUACUUCCAGGGCACCCUCUGUCUGCAGAAUAGAAAACUCUUGUGUGUUCUUGUGCCAAGGGAGACCAGUUGGGGUGCACCAUGUAACAGGCCCUGGUUUCAGCCAGAGUUGGGUGGUAGCAGGGGAGUUUCACCAUAGGAGCUUUGACUCUGGAUGUCCGCUCCCGCUCCCUAGAUCAGAAAGAGUAGAGGUCUCCCUGGUAUGGUCACC